Molecule: messenger RNA, 552 nt
Organism: Paramuricea clavata
Lineage: Eukaryota; Metazoa; Cnidaria; Anthozoa; Malacalcyonacea; Plexauridae
Source: the annotation of a GenBank genome assembly
AUGGCUUCUUCAUUGACUCCCAAGGAUGCAAAAAGCGUAGUUCACGGAGACAUUGCACCUGUUCAAAAGCCGAUGAAAACAUGGCAACAAAGGGAUGCAAGUCUGCGUGAUCAUGACUGGGAGCAAGGUCGAAAAAAUGCAGUGUCCCCAAUGGCCCAUCUAUUCUUAGAGACGCUAUAUCCGGAGAAACUAAACUUGCCCCUAACAUCGCCAUCAUCAGGACUUUCUGUCACUCUGUCUGGAAAAGGAGUAAACCUUGUCUACCUCUCCCACUACAAACCAGAAACUGUUUAUCAACAAUUGAAUGAAAUACUUUUUUUAAUGACCCAACCAUGUUUUGACAAAUACUUUAGAAAUCCUAACACAGGAAAACAUAAAAAUAACUUUCUAUUUGUCGUGGAUAACGGUGCAAACGAACAACCCGCAAGUACUUUAGUUCAAAUGUCUUUAGUCAGAUUAUGUAAUUUUCUCAGUCUGGACCAUGUAAUUCAAACUUCGUUUGCUGAAUAUAAUAGCAAAAGGAACUUUGUAGAAAGGGUAACCCUCCAGUAA